Salvia splendens (bonfire salvia) is the source of this 2135-nucleotide messenger RNA. RefSeq names its product nicotinate phosphoribosyltransferase 2. The record is from RefSeq and is a predicted model, not a curated record. Gene Ontology annotation, biological process: NAD+ biosynthetic process via the salvage pathway. Lineage: Eukaryota; Viridiplantae; Streptophyta; Magnoliopsida; Lamiales; Lamiaceae. The transcript has 15 exons. Bases 299 to 1903 code for a protein of 534 amino acids. Gene Ontology annotation, cellular component: cytosol. Gene Ontology annotation, molecular function: nicotinate phosphoribosyltransferase activity.
CAAAAAAUGGCGGCCAACGGGCAGAGGAAAGAAGGCAUCGACGGCCCCACCAAUCCAAUGGUGACACCUCUGUUGACGGAUCUCUAUCAGUUCACCAUGGCUUAUGCUUACUGGAAGGCCGCCAAACACAACGACCGUGCCGUGUAAUCUCUUCCUUUUCACUUUUCCUACCUUUUUAUUCAAUUGUUUCCUCUAAUUAGUUUUGUUUUUAUAUGUUAAUUGCUGCAUGUUUGUUUUUGGAAGUUUCAGUUGGAUUUUUGCCCCAAUUUAGUCUUCCAGAUUUCGGAAUUCGGCAUGCAUGAUUGCUGUAUUGAGUAGAGUAAUCGAAAAUUUGAAUUUGAUGUGGAUGUGUUUGAUUUGGAGACAGAUAGAGAGGUUUGAUUUAUAUUUCCGUAGAAAUCCUUUUGGUGGCGAAUAUACCGUGUUUGCUGGUCUUGAAGAGUGCAUAAAGUUAAUUGCUAACUUUAGAUUUUCAGAGGAUGAAAUUGCUUUUAUAAAGGAAACCUUACCCACAUCGUGUGAGGAUGGCUUCUAUGAUUAUCUACGGAGCUUAGAUUGUUCAGAUGUGGAGAUACAUGCCAUUUCUGAAGGAUUUGUUGUAUCUCCGAAGAUACCAUUGUUGAGGGUUGAAGGGCCGGUAGCUGUGGCUCAACUGCUUGAAACCCCACUUGUUAAUCUCAUAAAUUAUGCUUCAUUAGUUGCGACCAAUGCUGCAAGGCAUCGAUUUGUUGCAGGAAAAUCCAAGCUUCUUCUUGAGUUUGGACUGCGACGGGCACAUGGUCCUGAUGGAGGUAUUGGGGCUUCAAAAUACUGUUAUAUGGGCGGAUUUGAUGCUACAAGCAAUGUUGCUGCUGGGAAAUUGUUCGGAAUACCACUUCGUGGGACACAUUCUCAUGCCUUUGUCAGUUCAUUUAUGAGCCCUGAUGAAAUUACAGAGAAAUCACUUCACAGUUCUGAUGGCUCCCAUGUUUGUGAGGAUUUUGUUGGUUCGGCACAGGCUUGGCUAAGCAAACUAAAGCGGUCGAAUCUAUUAGGUGGGAUUUUUGCUGAAACAAACCAAAGUGAGUUAGCUGCUUUUGCCUCGUAUGCUCUGGCCUUCCCAAACAACUUUUUGGCCCUUGUUGACACAUAUGAUGUGAUGCGAAGCGGUAUUCCUAAUUUUUGUGCAAUUGCUCUAGCUCUGCAUGAUUUGGGGUACAAGGCAGUAGGUAUCAGGCUGGACUCUGGUGAUCUUGCCUACUUGUCAUGUGAGGCUCGCAAUUUUUUUAAAACCAUUGAGAAGGAGUUUGGGGUGCCAGAUUUUGGAAAGAUGAACAUUACGGCCAGUAAUGACCUCAAUGAAGAAACUUUGGAUGCUCUGAACAAACAGGGUCAUGAAGUUGAUGCAUUUGGCAUUGGAACUCAUUUGGUAACGUGCUAUGCUCAACCAGCCCUUGGUGUUGUGUUCAAAUUGGUUGAAAUAAAUAAUCAGCCUCGCAUUAAACUUUCUGAAGAUGUUUCAAAGGUCUCAAUUCCGUGCAAAAAAAGAAGUUACAGACUAUACGGGAAGGAAGGGUACCCUCUUGUGGACCUUAUGACGGGGGAAAAUGAAACACCCCCAAAGGCAGGCGAACGCAUUUUGUGUCGCCACCCAUUCAAUGAAUCCAAGAGGGCGUAUGUGGUACCUCAGCACGUGGAGGAGCUUAUGAAGUGUUAUUGGCCUGGUAGAUCAGGAAAAGUGAGAGAAGAGCUACCGCCCCUUAAGGUGAUCAGAGAACGGUGCAUUAAACAUUUGGAGCAGAUGCGGCCCGACCACAUGAGAAGGUUAAACCCAACACCUUACAAGGUCAGCGUAAGUGCGAAAUUAUACGACUUCAUUCAUUUCUUGUGGCUCAACGAAGCACCUGUGGGAGAGUUGCAGUGAGGAUGAUGAUAUACAAAUAUGGUUGGGAAAUGAUGGCAUAUAAAUUAGCAGCAGCAGCAGCAGCAAUUCAUGUAAAUCGGUCAUAUGUUUUAUACAGAGCAGAGCAUAGUCUGUAGAAUACUAUUAUAUGGAUGAUUUUUCUUAAUAAAUAACUUAUCAUUUCUCCACUCUUCUGUAUACAAUUAAACGGUGAUUGAGCUCACCCAAUUUUAAAUAAAAAGAUAUUUCCAAA